GCAGACGGCGGCAGCCGCGGGACGCGCACCAUGGCUAGGCGCUCGUGGCUCUCGGUGCUGCAGCUCCUCGUGCUCGGGCUCGGGCUGGCGCUCCUACGUGCCGCAUCCGGGGAGAGGGCGCCAGGCACCGCCCCCUGCUCUCGCGGCAGCGCUUGGAGCGCGGACCUGGACAAGUGCAUGGACUGCGCGUCGUGCCCGGCGCGACCACACAGUGACUUCUGCCUGGGCUGCACAGCGGCACCUCCCUCCACCUGGCGGCUGCUCUGGCCCAUCCUGGGGGGCGUCCUGAGCCUGGUUCUCGUGCUGGGGCUGCUUUCUGCCUUCCUGGUCUGGAGAAGGUGCCGCAGGAAAGAGAAGUUUACUACCCCCAUAGAGGAGACCGGUGGAGAGGGCUGUCCUGCCGUGGUGGCUCUGAUCCAGUGACCCAGGAGGGCCCUCUGCUGCCAGCAGGACCACACCCAUUCAUUCAUUCGUUCCUCCUCGAGCCAUCCCCUGCCUCUCACACAGACAGGCUCCUCCAGCUCUGGGAGUGGGAC
Molecule: messenger RNA, 536 nt
Organism: Ochotona princeps (American pika)
Lineage: Eukaryota; Metazoa; Chordata; Mammalia; Lagomorpha; Ochotonidae
Gene: TNFRSF12A
Product: TNF receptor superfamily member 12A
Exons: 4
Coding region: 31-423 (130 amino acids)
Biological process (GO): positive regulation of apoptotic process
Cellular component (GO): plasma membrane
Molecular function (GO): protein binding
Source: RefSeq, a predicted model, not a curated record